ACCAAGUUAUAAAAGGAGAGGCUCCCUCCUCACUUUUCCAGUGGAGCCAUGUCAUUGCCGCCGAGGUUUUUGCACCUUUUGGGGAAACGGCUCGGAGUUUUUCCCAAACAGAAGCGAUCAGCCCAUUCUCUAGGUAUAAUCGGUGCACCAUUCUCCUAUGGCCAGAAGCGGCGAGGAGUCGAAGGUGGGCCCCAGGCAAUCAGGGACGCCGGGCUGAUUGGUCGCUUAACGUCUCUGGGUUGGAAGCUGCAGGACUAUGGAGACUUGAAUUUCACCACUGUACCAAAUGAUACACCAUAUAAGAACAUUCACCACCCAAGAACAGUGGGUUUGGCAAACCAGUCAUUAACUGAAGCAGUCAAUCGAGCAGUUGGGGAUGGUCACAUAAGUGUUAUGCUUGGAGGAGAUCAUAGUUUAGGAAUUGGUUCAGUCCAUGGGCAUGCCCAACGGCGUCCAGAUUUGUGUGUCAUCUGGGUGGACGCACACUGUGAUCUAAACACACCUCUUACAACCUCUACUGGUAAUCUGCAUGGACAGCCAGUGUCAUUCCUUAUUAAAGAGUUGCAGGACAAGAUCCCAUCACUUCCAGGAUUUUCUUGGGUCACUCCUUGCAUAUCAGCAAAGGACUUGGUUUACAUUGGAGUACGGGAUGUUGAUCCUGCUGAAUACUACAUCCUGAAAAAUUUUGGCAUCCAAUACUUCUCAAUGAAAGAGGUGGAUCAACUUGGAAUACAGAAAGUAAUGGAAAAAACACUUGAUCAUCUAGUUGGAAAAAAGAAAAGACCAUUGCACCUGAGCUUUGAUGUUGAUGCUAUUGAUCCAUCUUUAGCUCCUGCUACUGGCACUCCAGUAAUUGGAGGACUAACUUACAGGGAAGGAAUGUAUAUUGCUGAAGAAGUGCACAACUCUGGAAUGCUGUCUGCAAUGGAUCUAGUGGAAGUCAAUCCUAAACUGGCAACUACAGAUGAAGAACUUAAUUCCACAGUAAAUAUUGCUGUAGAUGUUAUUUGCUUUUCUUUGGGACAGGCAAGAGAAGGAUCCCAUGGCAAAUGUGAUGAAAUACCAACUCCUGAUUCAACAUAUGAAACAAGUGAACAGACUGUACGGCUUUAGAACUGGCAAAUGACAAAUUGGUUGUUUGUACAAACCCAUAAUUCAGAACUCUGAGAGAAAGUACUUUGGGGACAGGGGUAUCUUGUAUAACGUUGCUGCCCUUGUUCUUGCUUUCUCUUUGGUAUUCUCUAAAGGGGCAUUGUGUUCUCAGACCAUUGUCUAAUAUCCCACUUAACUACAAGGCAUUAUGAACAAGCUGCAGCUGAGCUUUCCAAACAUUCCAGUAUGAAUAGGAUUGAUUUCAUUUCCCUAUUCAACUAUCUGGAGAGAGAUCAGGAUCACUCGAAGCAUCAUCUCUGGCAGAAGAAUCAAGUCUGCUGGCAGAAAGGCUCUGUUCUUGUUUGUGUAAAACUGUGAUUAGUAUUUCCCUCCCAAAAUCCUAAACCAUACUUUUUAAUGACCUGUAUGUUUUCCUCUCAACAGAAACUUAUGUUCAAGACCAAUAGGACAUGUUACAUAUCAAAUGACUUUAUUAAAAGUUUGUACACAUUA
Messenger RNA from Pristis pectinata (smalltooth sawfish), 1605 nucleotides. It is a transcript of the gene arg2, whose product is annotated as arginase 2. The record is from RefSeq and is a predicted model, not a curated record. Gene Ontology annotation, cellular component: cytoplasm; mitochondrion. Gene Ontology annotation, molecular function: arginase activity; manganese ion binding. NCBI's taxonomy places the organism in Eukaryota, Metazoa, Chordata, Chondrichthyes, Rhinopristiformes, Pristidae. The transcript is spliced from 8 exons. The coding region runs from base 49 to 1113 and encodes 354 amino acids.